GUUGAGGGCGAUUUCGGUUAGUCUGUAUUUACAAUAUAUCUUUUACGGUCAAUAACCACACUCACCCUGUUUAAAUAUGCUUAUAAAAGUGGAGUAAUAUUUUCAGGUAUGAAACUUAAAGCUGCUGAAGAUUUAUUGAAGACAUCUAUGAUAACUCUAACAGCAGCGAACGACAUCAUUAAUACAUUAGUAACUGGUGCCAGCGAUCUGGAUAAUGUAAAAGGAACAACUACACCAGUGACUAUGAUAGGAAACGGCCAUGAACCAUCCGGAGGGAGUCACCGAGAUCAUAUUUCAGGGAAUAGUCUGGGCGAUAAUUACAAACCUACAAACGGACUAAAUGGAGCAUUCUACUCAGAUCAUGAUCCGAACACUGAAACGAAAAUAGACAAGACUUCAACUGGAUCUCGUCGAACAGGAAGUAUAGUAGACAAUAGAGACUUAACGCCAUUUGAGAGUAUAUUUGGAGAGAUUGUUCCAGUACCGGAACGCGGUCAGAUUCAGACCCCUAUAACCAAAAGACAUCUCGGUGAAAAGGACUUUGUGAAGUCGGGUAAAAAUUCCUUACAACCAAACACCAAGGACAAAGACAUAUUUUCUCAUCCCGUGGACUUUCCUCACCAAGCGGAGCCAUAUCCACAUCUAACAGGAAACGGUAAAUCGCCGGGUAUGAUGCCACCUCCACCACCAAUUGACAUGCGUGCUUUUCCAGGGUCGAUGAUGUCACAGUUUGAAUCACCUGUACCCCCGCAACAUUCAAUGCCGAUGGGAGGACCAAACCCGGGCUUCAAUCCAGGACAAUUCGCCGGCGGGCCAGGACCUGCACUAAAUCGGGGAUUUAUGUCUCAAGGAGGUCCUAGAGGUUUCAUGACCGGAUGAAGUGUCAUACCGGGAAGAAUGCUUUAGGACAUCCAUCAUUGAACUCGACCAUAUGUAUUUCAAAUGAUAAACCGAUCGUGCCAGAAAACAUUAUUUGAAUUUUUUGAUACUCUUAUCUAACGGAGAAAUAUUUUGAAAAUAUCCAUACAUAAUGUUGAUUCUAUUUGCGAGCAAUAUACUUUUUCAUAUUCAUUAUUGUAAGGUUUCCAAACGACUGACUCUUCUCUUUAAACAUCCAUGUGUCAUUGAUUUGUUGCUGUUCAUAUUAAUGUACUUCCGGUAAAAUAAAUGUACUUCUGGUAAAACGUACCCAAGACGAGCAUUUAAACAUACUCUUGAGAUUUCGAAGUGUUUGUCAGCUUUAGACAAAUUUUGUAGGAAUAUAUAAUUAACAGUGGUAUUAGUAAGUGAAUUUCAAUCACUAUAAGUAUAAUGGUGGUUUAUGCUCUCAUAUCAACCACAAGUAUUUAACGGCUCGUUUCAACCACGACCAAAUUUAAAAAUACAUCUGAAUGCAUGAAAUAUCAUUGUACAUACUAUUUAGUAAUAAAUAACUUUGUGUUAAUCAUGGAAUAAUGAAAUAGAAUUGAUUCCAAUGUAUGAUUUGCUUGCAUUCAUUUAUUAAUUGACAGAAAGCACUAUUAUUAUCAUUUCGAAUUAUAACUCAUAAUCUCUGCUAUACCUGGUUGUUUCAAGAUGUCGGAAUCUUUAAGUGAAAACUUAUGAACCUUCCGUCCAUCUUCAGUUAUGCUGUAACCAACGAGGACAUGUGUUAUUUAUGUUUGAAGAUUUGUAUAUAUACAAUUGAAAAUAUUAAAAUGUUCCAUCUCAAAGUAAUCAUAGGAACAGGUGAUAAUUAACAGCUAAACUAUACUAUGCAUGUACUAUACGUAACACAACUAUACGCGAGAACUUCCAACAAGUAAAUUUGUGUCUCCAGCUUAUGGCUGACACGUCAUUUAACAUUAUAACUAAUGAUAGUGUUCGAAUGCACAACAAAAUUCGAGUAUGAACGUAUAGCCCAGAUUGUGUAGUUUUAUUGGUAAACUCGUGAUGUUGCGAGCUUCCUCGACACAUUUAUAUGCAACUCAUGUGCAUAUUUACAUAGGUGAGAUACAUAUAUUCAUUUUCUUCCUGAUGAAUUAAAGAUAAACGCUCAUGAGGGGAAUGCUGGAUAACUUAUCCUCGGCGCAUCAUCGACCUCGGCA
This is a messenger RNA of Pecten maximus, 2087 nucleotides long. RefSeq lists its product as uncharacterized. The record is from RefSeq and is a predicted model, not a curated record. Bases 109 to 879 code for a protein of 256 amino acids. The transcript is spliced from 3 exons. NCBI's taxonomy places the organism in Eukaryota, Metazoa, Mollusca, Bivalvia, Pectinida, Pectinidae.